AUGCAUCAAAGUUGGACUCCUCCUCAGAACUACAGGAAUAGACCUGUCGUCAUACUUGGUGCCGGAGUACUGGGAAGACGGAUAGGAUGUAUCUGGGCUUCCGCAGGGUUUGAUGUCCGCCUACGCGAUCCAAGUGAUCAGCAACGCGAAGAUGGCCUAGCAUACAUCCGAGAAAAUGUCGCAUCAUAUGCCAAGGGAUCUGAAGAUAGAAUCGGCACGGCACAGGCCUUCGAAAGAAUAGAAGAUGCUUUGGCUGACGCCUGGCUUGUGAUAGAAGCUGUUCCUGAAAAGAUUCAGCUCAAAAUCGACACUUUCGCGCAGCUUGACAUUCAGGCUCCAAAUGACUGCAUUUUGGCCUCCAACUCUUCGUCCUACAGGUCUUCGGAGAUGCUUGAAAAGGUAUCGGAAUCUGCCAGAAAACGGAUCUUGAAUAUGCACUAUUACAUGCCGCCGCAGUGCAUGGUCGUGGAACUCAUGACCGAUGGGUAUACCGAAGAAGGGAUUUUCUCUUUCUUGGUCGAACGUUGCAAAGAGGGAAAUACAUUGCCUUUCAUUGCCAGAAAAGAGUCAACUGGUUUCAUUUUCAACCGUCUUUGGGCAGCUGUCAAAAGGGAGACCCUGUCUAUAUUGGCAGAAGGAGUCUCUGUGCCAGAAGAAAUUGAUACCCUGUGGACCGAAAUGUUCAUCAAUGGACGUUCGACUCCCUGUAAGAUGAUGGAUCAGGUUGGCCUGGACACAGUCGCGUUUAUUGAGUCUCAUUAUGUUCAAGAACGUGGAAUUUCGUCGGAGAAUACUGUUGACUAUCUGACUAAAAAUUACAUCAAGCACGGCAAACUGGGCACCAAGAGCUCACAGGGCGGAUUAUAUCCUCCAGUCAAAUCCCAGAUCACCGACGAUUCAGAAAAUUCACCUCUAAUCGUGUUGGACCUUGGCUUGUCAGCGGCUUCACCAACAAUGACAUCCGGCUCGGUUCUUGAACUAUCUACAGACGGGAAACAUAUGAAAACGCUUGUGGAGAAUCAGUCACUGCCUGAUGGUGUAGCCGUGGAUCCGCACACCGGUAGAGUGUUCUGGACAAACAUGGGAAUUCCCGGAAAGAACGAUGGCAGCGUGCUUGUUUUUGAUCGUCAAGAAAACACCACAAAAGAGCUAGUCUCCAAAGGUUCUAUCAACACACCAAAGCAACUGGCACUCGACACGGUCGCGAACAAGAUCUAUUUCUGCGAUCGCGAAGGUCUUUCCGUUUAUCGCUGCAAUUUCGACGGCAGUCAACUAGAAAAGAUUGUGCAAGCCGGAAACCCGAACGACUCCAAGGAAGCUGCAGAUGCUAGGAAUUGGUGUGUUGGUAUCACAGUUGCGCCAAAGCUGGGCAAGUUCUACUGGACGCAGAAGGGCCCAUCUAAAAGUGGCCAAGGGCGCAUUUUCUCCGCGAAUAUCUCGCUGCCAGCAGACCAGUCUUUAGCUUCGAGAACCGAUAUCGAAUGCAUCAUUGAUGGUCUUCCGGAACCUAUCGAUCUCGAGAUCGACGAAACGUCCUGCUUUUUAUAUUGGACCGAUCGUGGCGAGAUUCCUUAUGGCAACUCACUGAAUCGGCUACAGCUUGACAAAUCCGGCAAUGCGUUCCAUACCUCUACUGGAGAUACACACAAUUUUAAGGUUCUGAGUCGGCAUUUCAACGAGGCGAUUGGUCUGAAGCUUGAUACCAAGAACAAUACGAUCUAUGUGACUGAUCUUGGAGGUAAUAUCUAUCGCUGUGACUUAAAUGGAGAGAACAAAUCAGUCCUCCACUUCGACAAAUUGCGAGCAUUUACUGGAAUUGCGUUUUGA
Messenger RNA from Penicillium manginii, 1827 nucleotides. RefSeq lists its product as uncharacterized. The transcript is spliced from 3 exons. The record is from RefSeq and is a predicted model, not a curated record. NCBI's taxonomy places the organism in Eukaryota, Fungi, Ascomycota, Eurotiomycetes, Eurotiales, Aspergillaceae. Bases 1 to 1827 code for a protein of 608 amino acids. Gene Ontology annotation, biological process: fatty acid metabolic process. Gene Ontology annotation, molecular function: oxidoreductase activity, acting on the CH-OH group of donors, NAD or NADP as acceptor; NAD+ binding.